AUGGACAAGUACACCUGCCAAUGGACUGCCAUCGAAGGUCUCGGAGGUGUGGGCAAGACUCAGAUGACUUUGGAGGCCACUUUCCGUGUUGGCGAUCAGCAUCCAAACUGUUCCGUCUCCUGGGUUCCCGCCGUAGAUCUUACCAGUUUUGAGAAUGCAUACCGUGAGAUUGGCCAGAGGCUCCAGGUGCUGGGAAUCGAGGAGGACGGGGCGGAUAUUAAAUUGCUUGUCAAGAAUGCAAUGAGCCAAGAGACUUGUGGUAGUUGGCUCCUGAUUAUUGAUAACGCUGACAAUGUAGAGCUCCUCUUUAGCACUGCGAUAUUAUGCGACUAUCUUCCAUUCAGUCUACAGGGCUCGAUUUUAUUCACUGCAUACAUGGCCAAGACAGGUAUGUCGACUGAGGAUCAAGGUCGUUGGCAUAAGCAACGCAAUAGCCACUACGCGGCUAGUAUCAUUCAACCAUAUUUUACGGGAUAA
This is a messenger RNA of Rhinocladiella mackenziei CBS 650.93, 477 nucleotides long. RefSeq lists its product as uncharacterized. NCBI's taxonomy places the organism in Eukaryota, Fungi, Ascomycota, Eurotiomycetes, Chaetothyriales, Herpotrichiellaceae. Bases 1 to 477 code for a protein of 158 amino acids. The record is from RefSeq and is a predicted model, not a curated record. The transcript has a single exon.